AUGCAUAUCUCCUUUUCUCUGUUCACCAGAGAGACUGGAAAUGUGUCACAAAAAGUAUACUACAAUGAUACAUCCACGAUCAGAAAAUCAUAUUUCUCUCGAUGGAGGAAAACACGCUUCGUUAUUCAUGGAUAUACAAGCACUGGAAAAUAUGGCUGGGUUGUGGAGCUGUGCUUGUUGCUGGUGAAGGUGGAAAAUAUAAACUGUUUUGCUGUUGAUUGGGAAGAUGGAGCUAAAUGUACCUACUUUACAGCUGCAAGCAACAUUCGUGUUCUAGGAGCUAUAAUAGCUUAUCUUCUCAAUGCUUUCAAGAUAAUGUAUCUGUACUCUCCCUCCAAUGUCCAUCUCAUUGGCCAUAGCCUUGGUGCUCAUACUGCUGGAGAAGCAGGAAGGCGACUUCGAGGCAUUUCCAGACGAUUUCCAGGCAUUGGCAGAAUAACUGGCUUGGACCCGGCUGCAAUUGGUUUUGAAGGUUUUCCUGACAUGGUCAGGCUGGAUCCUUCUGAUGCUCAGUUUGUGGAUGUCAUCCAUAGCAAUGCUGGGCAGUUUCCCAAUAUAGGACUAGGGAUGCUUAAUGCUACUGGUCAUCUUGACUUUUACCCCAACGGUGGAAGUAUUAUGGCUGGAUGCAAUGAUGCAGUUACAUCACUGCUAGAAUUCGACCAAGAGGUUCGUAAUGUUGGAAACUGCCACCACUCCCGAAGCCAUGAAUAUUAUAAAUACAGCGUUCUUUAUCCACUUGGAUUUCUUGGUUAUCCAUGUGAAUCAUACGAAACCUUUCAGGAGGGAAAUUGUUUUCCGUGCCCUAGAGAAGGAUGCCCAAUGAUGGGUCAUUAUGCCGAUUGGUUUCGUUACAGACUGAAGAAGGAGAAGCCAAAGUAUUAUUUAAACACAGGACCUAAGGAACCAUUUACCAGCUGGAGGUAUAAUAUAUCUGUAAAACUGUCUGGAAUGAAAAGUGUGAAAGGAGAAAUAAAUAUAGUUUUCCACAGCAAAGAUGAAGACAUAAAGGAAUACCAGAUUGUAAGUGGUGACCUCAAGCAAGAACAAAUCUACUCGAAGAUCACUGAUUUAGAAAUCAAUCCUGCGAAUGCUACGAGAAUUGAGUUCAUUUGGCACAAACAGUUCUUCACCUUACUUUGGGCUAAACUGGGAGCUGAACGAGUGAGUCUAAUCCGUGGACAAGAUGGGCACGAGUCUUUUCUUUGUGGCAAUGGGACAGUAAGAUAUGGAGAUCCUCAGAUACUGGCACCCUGUUCAAAGCUAACAGAAGAGAAAUGUGUGAAUGUGCAUAUAUAUGUAAACUGUAACAGUUAA
Molecule: messenger RNA, 1317 nt
Organism: Pogona vitticeps (central bearded dragon)
Lineage: Eukaryota; Metazoa; Chordata; Lepidosauria; Squamata; Agamidae
Product: pancreatic lipase-related protein 2
Biological process (GO): lipid metabolic process
Molecular function (GO): protein binding; lipoprotein lipase activity
Source: RefSeq, a predicted model, not a curated record